This is a messenger RNA of Durusdinium trenchii, 3318 nucleotides long. NCBI's taxonomy places the organism in Eukaryota, Dinophyceae, Suessiales, Symbiodiniaceae. The record is from the annotation of a GenBank genome assembly.
UUCCAAAGCACUGACACCACUUUUCCCCUUGCUUUGCCCUUGGAGAGACUGAAGUCUCCAGGCAUUGAUGGGAACAAUUGAAUCAGUCCAGGCUGCUGUUGCAGAAAGCGGAGAAGAUGGUCGCUUAUUGCCUCCUGGAAACCAUCGAAGUGCUCCCGUAUCAAGUUCUCAUGACUUGGGCCCGGGUGAGGCACAGCAGAUGGAAGUGCAGAAACUUCUCAAUAGGCAUGGCAUAAACACUUCGAACUAUGGACGCGAAGGUUGCUUGUCCAUCAAAGAUUUAGCCAGAGAAGUCGCACAGGGCCAGUGCCGGCUUGAGACUGACGAGAACGGAAAACUCCUCCGGAGUGUCUCCUUGGUCGAGGUCACGCUGGUCGUUCGCAUCACUGGUGGCCGCCUCGCCCUCGUGGAGGAAGAGCAGAUCCUCGAUGAUGGCCGGCGACGCCAGUUUCUGCAGCGCAAGCUGCAUGGAAAACUUAUGCGGAAAGAGACCCCCGUGCGUGGAGCAUGGCGGUGUGUAAGGGAGCGGCUAGGUUUGUCCGCCACGGCGGCCAACAUUUUCCAAGCAGCUUUGACCAAUGCGCAAAGCGUUGGGCAGCGCAGUGCCGCAGAAACUCAUUUCGAGGUUGGAACUUUCCUGGAGGAUGCAGAUACCUUUGAGGCAGUUUCAAGCUCUUUCCCAGGGUUGCGAACCCGAUACGUGGUGCAUCGAAUCGAGUUUCAAUUGCCCUCCUUGCGGAAGGAGACAGGACCUGGCUUGCCAGGCCUUGAUAGCGAGCCGUUGAGUGGGUGGGCUCCAGCACCUGAUGUCGUUCCAGACGAGAAGCUCAAACUCCUUUUGGGAGAGCUGGGCCUCCCAUCUGCCAGCAGCUUCUUAUCUGUCGAAGGUGUGCUUGGGCCUGGAAAUGGUGGCAGAGUACAUCUUUGGCGCUGGGUCAUGCACGAGGCAGAGCGUAUCGAUGAGGAAGCUGCUGCUGCUGCAGUGGCCAGAAGAGACUCGAGGUCCAGCGUUGAGUCUGUCAGGGGUGACGACGAGAUGCAUCACGAUGAGGAUGAGGAUGAGUCCCUCAGUGAUACCUUUCGCGAGCCGUGCUGGGCAGAGGAGGAUGCCUUUGGCAUCGAAGAGGCAUACAGAGACCUAUCAGGCACUCUCAAGCUCAUUCAAAACCAGCGAGUUUUGCUCCAUGAGAGGGGUGGAUACAUGGAGGGAGGGCACAUGGAGCAGCGUCUCAACAAGGCUGAGGGGUUGGUGAGGAAGGUGCGUGACAAGCUUGGCAACAUGGAGGAGCUAGUUCGGGUGAAUGCGAAACAGCUGUUUGGAAGCAGCGACGGGAGCGACGGAAAGAGGAUGAGUAGAAGCCUUCGCCGCUUUAUCAGCAGCAACUUCACUGAUGGACAGCGCAACCUGGAUGAUGUGAGCUCCAUGUCGCCGUCUCCUUCAGGGAUGUCGACUGGUUUGGGCACGGCUGACGAUGGCGGAGAUUCCCCAGAGGGAAAGUUCGAUCGCCGUCCCAUUAGAUUGACGCUGCCGGUGGGUGCAGCCCCGACAUCGCCGGAGAGUGAGCAUUCCGGAACCAACAGCCCAGACAGAUCGCCAUCACGGGAGGUCAUCCUCUCCGAAUCGAAUGUGCUGAUCAGCUCAGGCGCUGCCCAGAACUGGGUAUUGGACGCCCUGGCAUUACAUGAGCGCACAGGUCGUCGCGCUUUGCUUGCCCUAGCAGAAUCUUUGGUGAUUCCAAAAGCUGAAGUCCUGGGGACCACAGACCGGACCAUGCGUCGUUUCGUCACUGAGCUCCACCGGAAGUACGAGGAGCAUCAAAACCCUUUUCACAAUGAAGCACAUGCAGCUGUGGUUUGCCAUUCCACGCACUGGCUUGGAACUCGAAGCAAAGCAUACACAGCCAUGGGUGAAAACCUGCACGUGGCCACCGACAUUGCAGCCUUGGCACAUGAUGUGGGUCACUUUGGCCGAAACAAUGCGUUUUGCUCAAGUGCGAGCCACGACUUGGCUUUGAUCUACAACGACCGUGCCAUCUUAGAAAACAUGCACUCAGCGACAUGCUUUCAAAUUAUGAAGAUUUUGGGCUGUGACAUCCUUGGCCCUUCCUCUAGGGAAAAUCGCCGGUUAUAUCGAGACCACAUAGUUAGUCUGAUCUUGGCCACUGACAUGGCCACUCAUUUCGACUUCCUGGGAAAGUUUCGUGUAAGGGUAGCUGGAUCUGACUUUAACUUGCAGGACAAUGCCGAGGAUAGACGCAUUGUCACGCACUGUUAUCUCAAGGCCGCCGACCUUGGUCAUGCAGCCCUUCCUUUUGACAUGCACGAACGUUGGGCUUUCAGACUGCUCAACGAGUUUUAUGAGCAGGGAGAUGAAGAGCGAUGGCUCAAUAUUCCAGUGUCUCCGAUGUGUGAGCGCUCUGGAAACGUGGCGGACUUUCGGGAGUCCCAGAAGGGCUUUCUCCAGUUUGUCAUCAUGCCAAUGUUCAAAGAGCUCGUAACAGUUUCUGUGCCCGAGGUCAGUGAGACCUGUCUCACCAGGAUAGAGUGCAAUGCAGAAGAGUGGAUCAAAGGAGAACCGAAUGAGGAGCUAGUGCAAAUAAUAAAGGCACCACCAGCAAAAUCCGUGAAGAACACUGUCACAUUGCCACUGUCGCCAAAAAGGCGUCUCAAAGGGAAGAAGGUGGGUGCUCGUGUUGAUGAAGAGACGCCAAAUGAUUAUGCGGCUGGGGCUGGCAACUCUCCACCAGCAGACAGCUGAAAGGCCAAGAGUCAAUCUGCAAAGUGCUGCUCUGACGAAGCGCCAUUCCUACUAGUGUUGGCCUUGUAUCCAGGAGUGAUGUGAAAGCACAGGCCAAUUCUGGUUACAGUGCGAUAUGCUUUCUCAACGCCUUUUCAUAUUGAUCACUCCUUGGAGUUUUCUUUCACUACCAGGCAACAUACUCUGCGCGCUGCACAGCCAACAUGUUGGGUGACAUGCCCACAUGCGCUGAUCACAGACUCUGCAGUUUACAUAGAUGUCAAGCCUGAACUUCGGACAGCUUGAUUUUGAAACCCUGUCAGAUCGUGAUCGGUUGUAGCUUUCACUGGAUCACAGGAACACCCUCAGGAAUGACCAGAUUACAAUACCUUUUUGAUAGAUGUGAUUUUAAUGAGUCGAUCAGUUAAUAUCGCUGAUAUGUUUUAUGUAUCUUUAUGUCAUUCUACAGGGUGAGAAGGACUUUCAGACUUCGGAUUUGACGAACUCUGCUAUAAAGCCGAGAAGGCAUCAUGGCGGCCAUCUUCAAGGUCCAUCUCCUAAGAGUGACAAUCAGACCUGUC